AUGGCAAGGAGGAAGCUAGAAACAACGCAGGGGACUGCUGCUUCCAGUGCCCCAGAUGCUCCGCCUUCGUCCUCGUCCAGGCGCACCUCGCUCAGACUAGCUCAAACAGCACAAUCCACCCCGAAAGCCAAGAGCCUCGAGAGCCAACGGGAGAUUGCAGAUAGUGAGGAUGAGUUGUUAUCUUCAGAGACCUCAAAACCUCCUGGUGUUGCUAUGUUAGCAAAGGUUGAAGUCGCCAUCCCAUUGAAGUACCCUCGCCGUUCAGCCUCUUCCUCCGUUGCCGCCGAAGAUACAUCUGCAGACGGGAUAACCGGAUAUGAUACGCCAGCAACGAGUGUUGCUGUUACUCCCGCCGAGUCGGACAUUGGGCGCUCGAAGAAGAGAGUUAGCGCUUCUGCGAGAGCGCAGGAAUUGCGUUCAAGUAAUAUGUCCCUAGGUGCGAAAAGGGGAGUAAAGCGAUCCGCAGCGACAGAGACAGACAAUUAUUUCGAACCCGAGAACGCAGAUGCAGCACUGGCUAGAAAUCUACAACUACAGGAAUAUCAACAGAAAAUUCCAAAACGCCGAAAAGCUUCUAACAGUGCUUCCCCGGAAAUUGGCGGAUCUGAGGAUGACGAUAGUUCACUAAGUGAAAUAGAUAAUGACGAAUUAUACGAAGAAGAUCUGGAAAAGCCAGCACCUCCAAAGAAGCUCAGGUCAUCCCGUCGGUCAAACACCAGACCUGUGAUUCAAGGUAGUGAUGAUUUUAUGGAUGAUGGUUUUGAAGGGCAUUUAGACGAUCAUACUUAUCAAAGCGACUCUGACUCUAACAUGAGCGGCUCAUCUUCUGCUGGAAGUGAGGAUGAGCCAUUGAUUGUGCAGAGGGCUUCGCGGGCCAGUAACACCAGGAUUCGGAGAUUAAUGUCUCGAAGACAGCUGUCUACCGGUCUAGCAAGCGCGCUUGCCUCUGGGAUGAGCUCUCGUGCUUAUAAAGAGCGUCAGAAGCUCGAAAAGCAACACCCAACUAUUACAACUAUGUGGAAUGAUUUGAAGAACGAUCCUCCCAUUUCCCCCGAGCCAGCAGCACAGCCUGUGGGUAUAUCGAGGACACUCAAGCCGUUUCAGCUCGAGGGUUUAAAUUGGAUGACCCGGCAGGAAAAAACACAAUACAAAGGCGGACUAUUAGGUGACGAAAUGGGCAUGGGUAAAACCAUACAAGCCGUUUCGCUUCUUAUGUCGGAUUAUCCGGCAGGUAGGCCGUCGAUCGUUGUGGUUCCACCGGUUGCUUUGAUGCAGUGGCAAUCAGAAAUCAAGGAAUAUACAGAUGGGAAGCUCAAAGUUCUCGUCUACCAUAACACCAACUCCAAAGUAAAGGGCCUCUCAAAGAAGGACCUCGAAAAAUACGAUGUCAUCAUGAUAUCUUAUUCUGGCCUAGAAUCAAUUCAUCGGAAAGAGUGGAAGGGCUGGAACCGCAACGAUGGCAUUGUUAAGGAAGAUAGUGUCAUUCAUUCCAUUCAUUAUCACAGACUCAUUCUAGACGAAGCUCACAGUAUCAAGCAACGUACGACAAGUGUUGCUCGUGCCUGCUUCGCACUCAAUUCUAACUACAAGUGGUGCCUUUCUGGUACACCCGUCCAAAAUCGAAUUGGGGAGUUUUUCUCUCUGCUGCGAUUUCUAGAAGUCCGACCUUUUGCUUGCUAUUUUUGUAAGCAAUGCAAGUGUCAAGAACUUCACUGGUCACAGGAUGCCGAGAAGCGAUGCACGAAAUGCCGACACAGUGGCUUUAGUCAUGUAUCAGUCUUCAACCAGGAGAUACUCAACCCUAUCACCGAAAGAAAUGACAUGGAAUCGCGGAAGGAAGCUCUGACGAAGCUACGGCUGAUCACGGAUAGGAUCAUGCUACGUCGAGUUAAACGAGACUACACGGCUUCGAUGGAACUUCCACCAAAACGUGUGAUUCUACAUAAUGAAUUCUUCGGUGAGAUCGAACGUGAUUUCUCGAGGAGUAUCAUGACGAACUCUUCUAGACAAUUCGACACAUACGUGAGUCGUGGUGUGAUGUUGAACAAUUACGCUAAUAUUUUUGGACUUAUCAUGCAAAUGCGACAAGUUGCAAACCAUCCGGAUCUUAUUCUGAAGAAGCAUGCCGAAGGUGGACAAAACAUUCUUGUAUGCAGUAUCUGCGAUGAACCCGCAGAGGAAGCGAUUCGAUCACGGUGCCAUCACGACUUUUGUCGACGUUGUGUGAAGGACUAUAUUCAAUCGUUUGACACGGAUUCUGUCGUUGACUGUCCUCGGUGUCACAUUCCGCUUUCGAUCGACCUAGAGCAGCCUGACAUGGAACAACAUGAAGAUCAUAUCAAAAAGAACUCGAUCGUCAACAGAAUUCGAAUGGAGGAUUGGACGUCGUCGACAAAGAUCGAAAUGCUCGUUUACGAACUUUACAAGUUGCGCAGCAAGAAGCAAACUCUCAAAUCCAUCGUUUUCUCCCAGUUCACCUCGAUGUUACAAUUAGUCGAAUGGCGACUUCGCAGAGCAGGCUUCAACACAGUGAUGCUUGAUGGAACCAUGACACCUGCGCAGCGCCAAAAGUCAAUUGAUUACUUCAUGAAUAACGUGGAUGUUGAGGUCUUUCUCGUGUCUCUUAAGGCAGGUGGAGUAGCCUUGAACCUCACGGAGGCAUCAAGGGUCUUCAUCGUGGAUCCGUGGUGGAACCCUGCAGCAGAAUGGCAGAGCGCCGACCGAUGUCAUCGAAUUGGCCAGCGCCGACCGUGCGUUAUUACACGGUUAUGCAUUGAGGAUUCGGUGGAGUCACGGAUCGUCAUGCUUCAGGAGAAGAAGGCGAACAUGAUUAAUGGUACCAUCAACAAGGACCAGGGGGAAGCGCUGGAAAGGCUCACCCCAGAGGAUAUGCAGUUCUUAUUCCGGGGCUCAUAG
Messenger RNA from Aspergillus puulaauensis, 2916 nucleotides. It is a transcript of the gene RAD16, whose product is annotated as DNA repair protein RAD16. Gene Ontology annotation, molecular function: metal ion binding; ATP-dependent chromatin remodeler activity; ATP binding. The transcript is spliced from 11 exons. The record is from RefSeq and is a predicted model, not a curated record. Bases 1 to 2916 code for a protein of 971 amino acids. NCBI's taxonomy places the organism in Eukaryota, Fungi, Ascomycota, Eurotiomycetes, Eurotiales, Aspergillaceae.